CGUCAUCGGCGAUUGGCGCGCGACGGGCGCGACUCGCUGCUUGAACGUAUCGACGAGCUGAUCGACGCAGCGAGGAGAGGAAACGCGCAAUUUAAAAUUAUCUCUGACUAACGCGACGUAUAAUAUCGGAGACGCUGAUCGAAUAAUCGAGUUCGGUGAAAAGUGAGCGCUGUCUACGAGAGACCAACGAUGUCCGUGACGGGUAAGGCAGUGCUUUACUCUUACUGGCGGAGUUCCUGUUCUUGGAGAGUAAGAAUUGCAUUGCAUUUAAAGGAGAUACCCCACGAGAUAAAGACUAUUAAUCUGAUAAAAGGCGAUGGAGAACAACACUCGAACGAAUUCUCAGAGAUUAAUCCAAUGGAAAAAGUCCCUGCACUCCGUAUCGACAAUCUUACUCUGAUAGAGUCUAUGAAUAUUCUGCAAUACCUGGACGAGACUAGGCCGUCUCCUCCGUUGAUGCCGGCGGAUCCUAUUAAGAGAGCUAGAAUGCGAGAGAUUUGCGAUGUAAUUGUCAGUGGCAUACAACCGUUGCAAAAUGUCAGUUUGCUAAAGCAUAUGGAAGAGAGGCGUAAGGAAGAAUGGCCGCGGUAUUGGAUCAUUAGAGGGUUCACAGCCGUGGAGAAGCUGUUAUCGUCGAGCGCGGGCAAGUAUUGCAUCGGCGACGAGAUUACGUUAGCGGACUGUUGCCUGGUGCCACAGAUAUAUAACGCGCGAAAAUUUCACGUUGAUCUGACGCCCUUCCCCACGAUUCUAAAGGUGGAUCGUAAUUUGGAACACCAUCCAGCUUUCACUGCAACUCAUCCCAACAAUCAGCCGGACUGUCCACCUGGCGUUCAAGUAGCAAGCUAGAUGGGCAGAUCACUCCCUUCGAAUUUUUUAGAAGGGUGAAAAGGAUGUGAUAUAAUGACAAAAGGUGAAUGGAUGUAGCAUUUAUUCGCACUUUCUGUACAUUUUGAAUUAAAUGUAUGGGCAGCAGUUAAAAAUUGUUUCUACAUUGUAAAGAAAAAUGUAAUUUAGAAAACGCUAAACAUUUGAUAAACUCAAAUGUGGUCCAGUUCGUCUUGAAA
This is a messenger RNA of Vollenhovia emeryi, 1067 nucleotides long. It is a transcript of the gene GstZ2, whose product is annotated as probable maleylacetoacetate isomerase 2. Gene Ontology annotation, biological process: L-phenylalanine catabolic process; glutathione metabolic process. The coding region runs from base 190 to 849 and encodes 219 amino acids. Gene Ontology annotation, molecular function: maleylacetoacetate isomerase activity; glutathione transferase activity. Gene Ontology annotation, cellular component: cytoplasm; mitochondrion. The record is from RefSeq and is a predicted model, not a curated record. The transcript is spliced from 5 exons. Lineage: Eukaryota; Metazoa; Arthropoda; Insecta; Hymenoptera; Formicidae.